Messenger RNA from Bufo bufo (common toad), 10939 nucleotides. It is a transcript of the gene CELSR3, whose product is annotated as cadherin EGF LAG seven-pass G-type receptor 3. NCBI's taxonomy places the organism in Eukaryota, Metazoa, Chordata, Amphibia, Anura, Bufonidae. Gene Ontology annotation, cellular component: plasma membrane. The transcript has 37 exons. Bases 15 to 10421 code for a protein of 3468 amino acids. The record is from RefSeq and is a predicted model, not a curated record. Gene Ontology annotation, molecular function: calcium ion binding; G protein-coupled receptor activity. Gene Ontology annotation, biological process: cell surface receptor signaling pathway; G protein-coupled receptor signaling pathway; homophilic cell-cell adhesion.
CAAGGAGGAAUACUAUGGCUGCUCUGCUGCUGGGAACAAGCCUGUCUUUGCAUCUCUUCCAGCUGCUUCUCCUCCUCUCCAGCCCUUUGUUCACUUGCAGCCUGGAGAAGCAUGCAGGAAGCCGGGAGAGCACCGGGAAGCUCACCUCUCCUCCGGUCAUGUGCAUGGUGGAGCAGGGGGCUUGCAUCGCAAGGUUGGUACUGCUGCUGGAUGACAUCAAGGGGGCUCGGUGCAUGGUGGAAGCCCUUCAGGCCAGAGGCAAUGGCAGCCAGGGGGGCUUCUCCAGGCACCCUUGGCAUCACAGUCUUGCAAGGAGGAUUUCCGGACAGUUAUGUGCAAAGUGCAUUCCUAGAACUUGGGGGUCGAGCCAGCUCGGUGCCUGCAGAUGUUUUUCGGGAGGUGGGCAACGCACCCGGGACGAUAACAGCGGUGACUUUAAUGUGGAUGGACAUUGUGCCGCUUUGGGGAUUGUAAUGGUUAACAGCGAUGGAUCUGAUCCGGGCGGCGGGGACCCGCGUGGUAUGUUUUACUGUGCCGAUGACCACGGGGUGCACGGAUCUCCCAGCCAGAGGAAUAUAAACGGGGAUUGCCCCAUCCUUGCUUUUUUACCUAAGGAAAACGACACCAGUCUGGUUGCCCAGGUCAUCAGGCGUUGUCAACGUAGGCAUCCCCGUCCAUGGCGGCAUAAAUUAGCGGACUGUUACGUGUUGGAAUACUACACUCAUCAUCCUCAGCCUUCAGUUCCGUCAGUGAUUUCUAUCAGUGGGGCCCUGUACGCUUGCUCUGGAUUAUCGGAAGGUGCUCGGUGUGGGGGUGGACCUGCUGGUGACCAGUCCUGCGGUCUGCCAUGGUUGAGCAGCUUCCAGGAUUGCUGGAGACAUCAGCCCGGGGACAACACGUGGAGAGAGGAUAUUUCAGCACCAGCAGAUCAGACAGCUCCCAGGGUGGAUGCAGCUGUUCUUACGCAGCCGGAGCUGUCCCCAAAAGAACCCUGCUCUGUCUAUUUUCCAUUUAACACCACCAAAGGUUGCUUAAAAACUACUUUCCCACUAUCCGGCAUGGGGAAGCUUACCAAUAUUGACCUGUUCGCUCAGCAGCAAUUAUCUGGCAGCAAAGAAAUGCAGCCGAAUCCAUUCCACCUCCCCCAUAUAUCACAUACACACGAUGUCAAGCAGGGGAUCAGUGGGAGGAGAAGAGAAAGGGCAUCCCUUCCAUUAAUAAGAACACGCAGGGCAGCCAACCGGCCUCCUCUCUUCCUCCAACAUAAUUAUCAGGUUCAGGUGGCCGAAAAUCAGCCCCCGGGGACCCCUGUGAUAACCAUGACAGCGCAAGACCCAGAUACCGGGGAUUCGGGGAGGGUGAUGUACACUAUGGACGCCUUGAUGAAUAGCAAAUCUUUAGAGCUCUUCAGUAUAGACUCAGUGACAGGUUUAAUCUCCACCACCGAAAUCCUAGACAGGGAAAACAUGGAACAACAUUAUUUUCGAGUCACGGCCAUAGACCACGGGAGUUCGCGUUUGUCAGCGACCACUAUGGUGUCCGUAACUGUGGCUGACAAAAACGACCACAGCCCGUCGUUUGAGCAGACGGAGUACAGGGAGAGCAUUAGGGAGAACGUAGAGGAGGGGUACCCCAUCUUGCAGCUGAGAGCCACCGAUAUCGACUCUCAGGCCAACGCCAAUAUUAAGUAUCGGUUUGUCAACGAGCAAGCCGCCCAUUCGGUGUUCGAAAUAGACGCCAGGUCCGGUUUGAUCACCACCAGCGGUCAGGUAGACCGGGAGAAAAGGGAAAAAUACUCCUUAAUCGUGGAAGCCAGUGACCAAGGCAAAGACCCCGGCCCUAGGUCAUCUACUGUAAAGGUGGAGAUUACCGUGUUCGACGAAAAUGAUAACGUCCCCCAAUUUAGUGAGAAGCGUUACAUCGUUCAGAUCCGGGAAGAUAUUAAGCCUCACACGGAGAUUUUAAGGGUUACGGCCACCGACCUUGACAAGGAUAAUAAUGCUGUGGUCCAUUAUAACCUUAUUAGUGGGAAUAGUAGGGGGCAGUUCUCCAUCGACAGCUUCAAUGGCGCCAUACAGGUCAUAAGCCCCCUAGACUUUGAAUCCGAGAGGGAGUACACUUUAAGAGUCCGCGCCCAGGACUCGGGCCGCCCACCCCUUUCCAACAACACUGGCAUGAUAAGCGUGCAAGUCUUAGACAUUAAUGACCAUGCCCCCAUAUUUGUUAGUACCCCCUUUCAAGUAAAUGUCCUAGAAAACGUCCCGUUGGGUCACUCGGUGAUUCACAUCCAAGCUGUUGAUGCCGAUUAUGGCGAAAACGCCCGUAUGGAAUACAAGUUACUGGGGGUCUCUUCCACCACCCCGUUUGUGAUCAACAGCGCCACCGGUUGGAUCACCGUGAGCGGACAGCUGGAUAGAGAGACAGAAGAACGCUACUUGUUUGGGGUUGAGGCCCGCGAUCACGGUAACCCAUCGCUGUCUGCUUCCGCCAGCAUCACCAUCACCAUCCUGGAUGUGAAUGACAAUCGCCCCGAGUUUACCCAAAGGGAAUAUUUUAUUCGCCUAAAUGAGGAUGCAAGCGUGGGUACCAGUGUGCUUAGCGUCACGGCCAUAGACAGGGAUGUCAAUAGCAUCAUCUCCUACCAGAUCACCGGGGGAAAUACUCGCAACCGCUUUGCCAUCUCUACUCAGGGUGGAGCAGGGUUAAUCACUUUGUCAUUGCCCCUCGACUACAAACAGGAAAGACGUUACGUUCUGACGGUGACGGCUUCCGACCGUAUCCUGCAUGAUAACUGUUUCGUCCAUAUCAACAUCACCGAUGCCAACACUCACCGUCCGGUAUUUCAGAGCGCGCACUACACCGUCGAUAUCAACGAGGACCGUCCUAUUGGAAGCACGGUGGUGAUAAUCAGUGCCGCAGAUGAUGACGUGGGCGAAAAUGCCAGGAUCACCUACUUUCUAGAAGACAACAUCCCCCAGUUUCUUAUCAAUCCAGACAGUGGAGCCAUCACGCUCAAUGCCCUCCUGGACUAUGAGGACCAGAUGAUUUACAGCCUGGCCGUUGUGGCAAAAGACAAUGGAAUUCCCCAAAAAUCUGACACGACUUAUGUAGAAAUAAUGGUUAACGAUGUCAAUGAUAAUGCCCCUCAGUUCCUGAACACGCAGUAUCACGGGAUUGUCUCAGAGGACGCUCCUCCCUUCACCAGUGUCCUCCAGAUCUCUGCCACCGACCGGGAUUCCCAUACCAAUGGACGGGUACAAUAUACUUUCCAAAAUGGAGAAGACGGAGACGGGGAUUUCACCAUUGAACCAACCUCAGGUAUUAUUCGUACUGUGCGGAAAUUGGACCGGGAAACUGUUCCUUUCUAUGAGUUGACAGCUUAUGCGGUGGACAGGGGUAUCCCUCCGCAGAGAAGCCCAGUCCGCAUCCAAGUAGCCGUUCAGGACGUCAAUGACAAUGCCCCCGUCUUCCCAGCGGAUGAAUUUGAGGUUUUCGUGAAGGAAAACAGUAUUGUUGGCUCAGUUGUUGGUAGGAUCAAGGCUUUGGAUCCUGACGAAGGUCCAAAUGCCCAGAUCAUGUAUCAGAUUGUUGAAGGUAACAUUCCUGAAAUUUUCCAAAUGGAUUUCUUUUCUGGAGAGCUCACCGCCCUCAUAGAUUUAGACUACGAGACGAGACCUGAGUACAUCAUCGUGGUUCAGGCCACCUCGGCCCCCCUGGUUAGCAGAGCCACGGUGCAUAUUAAGCUGAUCGAUCAAAAUGACAAUACUCCCGUUCUGAAGAACUUCCAGAUACUCUUCAAUAACUACAUCUCCAACAGCUCCAACACUUUUCCCUCUGGUGUCAUUGGGAAGAUACCGGCAUAUGACCCUGAUGUAUCAGACAAACUCUUCUACACCUUUGAACGUGGGAACGAGCUAAAUUUGUUGAUCGUCAAUCACUCGAGUGGAGAAUUAAGGCUCAGCCGGAAAUUGGACAACAACCGACCCUUGAUGGCAUCAAUGUUGGUCACGGUAUCAGAUGGGAUCCAUAGUGUGACCGCCCAAUGUGUCCUGCGUGUUCUCAUCAUCACAGAAGACAUGUUGUCUAACAGUAUCACAGUUCGCCUGGAGAACAUGUCUCAGGAGCGCUUCCUGUCUCCCCUGUUGACCAGCUUCUUGGAGGGAGUGUCGACCGUGUUGGCCACCCCAAAGGAAGACAUCUUCAUUUUCAACAUCCAGAAUGACACCGACGUUAAGAGCACCAUACUCAACAUCAGCUUCUCUGCCCUCGUUCCACAAGGUGACCGCUCACAGUUUUUCAGCUCAGAAGACCUUCAAGAGCAACUCUAUAUGAAGAGGAUGACUCUGACCUCGGCCUCCAUGCUGGAGGUCUUACCAUUUGACGAUAAUGUCUGUCUACGUGAACCCUGUGAAAAUUAUAUGAAGUGUAUAUCUGUGCUGAAGUUUGACAGCUCGGCUCCAUUCAUUGCUUCCGAGUCCAUACUUUUCCGUCCAAUUCACCCGAUCACUGGUCUACGCUGCCGUUGCCCUCAGGGCUUCACCGGGGAUUAUUGUGAAAUUGAGAUAAAUCUUUGCUACUCAAAUCCUUGUCAAAAUGGAGGCGUAUGUGCCAGAAGAGAAGGAGGCUACACGUGUAUAUGCCAGGAACGCUUCACAGGUGACAACUGUGAAGUGGACAGCAGCUCAGGACGCUGUGUGCCCGGCGUCUGCAGGAAUGGGGGGACAUGCACUAACUUGGCAGAAGGAGGCUUCACAUGCCAGUGUCCAUCUGGAGGCUUCGAGAAGCCAUACUGCGAAUUGUCAACACGUUCCUUCCCUCCGAAGUCAUUUGUCAUGUUCCGAGGACUCCGGCAGAGAUUCCAUAUGAGCCUGUCACUGUCAUUUGCCACCAAAGAGAAGAAUGGCCUUUUGUUUUACAAUGGACGCCUCAAUGAAAAGCAUGACUUCAUUGCGGUGGAGAUUAACGAUGGACAAGUGCAGCUGAAAUACUCCACAGGAGAAUCCAGCACCCUGGUGGCCCCCUACGUCCCUGGAGGGGUCAGCGAUGGCAAAUGGCACACAGUCCAGCUCCGCUACUACAACAAGCCUAAGAGGGGAUCUAUGGGGGUGGCCCAGGGGCCCUCGAAGGAGAAGGUAGCCGUGCUGGCGGUGGAUGACUGCGACAUUCCUGUGGCCUUGAAAUUCAGCAGUGAGAUUGCAAACUACACGUGUGCGGCUGAGGGAGUCCAGUCCAGUUCCAAAAAGUCCCUGGAUCUCACAGGUCCUCUUCUUCUGGGCGGGGUCCCCAAUCUCCCUGAAAACUUCCCAGUGACCCACAGAGAGUUCAUAGGAUGUAUGAAGGAUCUGUACAUCGACAGCAGAAAGCUCGACCUGGCGUCAUACAUAGCAAAUAACGGGACCUCUGCAGGGUGUAAUGCAAAGCAGUCGUUUUGUGACCCUAAACCAUGUAAAAAUGGAGGCAGCUGCACAUCGGGCUGGGGCACGUACACCUGUGAUUGUCCAUUGGGUUUUGGAGGAAAGGACUGCAAUAUCGCAAUGCACCAUCCCUAUCACUUCAACGGGAGCGGAGUUCUGUCCUGGGACUUUAAAAAUGAAGUGAAAAUCUCCAUUCCCUGGUUUAUGGGCCUGGCUUUCCGAACGCGCCGAAAUGACGGACUGCUGCUGCAAGUGCACGCUGGCCAGUAUACCAUCAUCCAGUGCCAGCUGGUUUCUGGACACGUCUCGUUCUCGGUCAGCCGAGGUUCCAGCAGAUCCUCCAACCUCCUGUUGGACCAGAUGCAAGUGAAUGAUGGGAGGUGGCAUGACUUGCAGAUGGAGCUACGCGAUGUGCGGAGCGGACGGGAAACCCGUUAUGUUAUCAGCAUCAACUUGGAUCAUGGGUUUUACCAGGAUACUGUCAAUGUGGGGAGCGAACUUCAUGGACUGAGGGUUAAGCACCUUUACGUGGGCGGAGUUCUGACCGCUCAGGGGGCACAGAAUGGUUUGGAAGGCUGUAUACAGGGGCUGCACCUCGGAGACACCCCCAGCGGUAUCGUCUUUCCCAAGCCGACAAACCUCUUGAAUGUUAAAAAUGGCUGCAAUGUCACCAACAUGUGUGAUCCUAACCCCUGCCAGGUGAACAGCUCCUGCGUGGACACGUGGCUGGGCCAUGUCUGCGUCUGUCACCCAGGAUUCUUAGGAGACAACUGUGUAGAUGUUUGUCAGAUCAACCCCUGUGAGAAUAAAGGAUCGUGCACUCAUCGUGCAGACCACCCCCUUGGUUAUACCUGUGAGUGCUCAGGGCACCAUUUUGGAAGAUACUGCGAGCACAGAAUGGAUCAUCAGUGUCCUAAAGGCUGGUGGGGGAAUCGAACCUGUGGACCGUGCAACUGUGAUGUCAAUAAGGGCGUCGAUCCCAACUGCAAUAAGACGAAUGGGCAGUGCCACUGCAAGGAGUAUCAUUAUCGCCCUAAAGGAAGCGAUGCAUGUUUGCCCUGUGAUUGUUACCCCAUUGGAUCCUCUUCGAGGUCAUGCGAUCUGGAUACCGGCCAGUGCUACUGUAGACCCGGAGUGAUCGGACGCCAGUGCAACAGCUGCGACAGCCCGUUUGCAGAGGUCUCGCCCAGUGGUUGUCAAGUUAUUUAUGACGGAUGUCCAAAAACAUUAACUUCAGGCGUUUGGUGGCCCAGGACCAAGUUCGGCCUCCCGGCUGCUGUUCCCUGUCCAAAAGGUUCCCUAGGUGUAAGGGGCUCAGGAGCCGCCAUACGACACUGUGAUGAUGUGAGGGGCUGGGUGGACCCGGACCUGUUCAACUGCACCUCCCCGGCGUUCACAGAACUGUCUGCGUUGUUGGACAGUUUAGAGAGAAACGAGACAGAACUGAAUACCAUCGAGUCCAAGAAGCUGUCUCUGCGUCUUCGCUCCGUGACAGAGCACAUGGACCAGUAUUUCGGGAACGACGUCCACAUAACCUACCGCCUGCUGUCUCUGCUCAUGCAGUUUGAGAACCGACAGAAGGGUUUUGGGCUGACGGCCACACAAGACGCCCAGUUCACGGAGAACCUUCUUCGCACAGGAAGCUCCAUCUUAACUCUGAGUAACAAGGAGCAUUGGGAAACGCUCCUGCAGAAUGACCGCGGCAGCGCAGGGCUCAUGGACCUGUUUCAGCAAUAUGCCAGCACCCUCGCCAGGAACAUGAAACUUACCUACCUGAACCCCGUUGGCCUGGUGACCCCUAACAUUAUUGUUAAUAUCGAGCGAGUGGAUAAUCAGAUCCUGGAAAGAAGACAUUUUCCCAGGUAUCACAGCAGUCUUUUCCGGGGUCAGACUUCCUGGGAUCCUCACACUCAUGUGGUGCUGCCCGCCUCGGUCCUCGAGCCGCCCAAGCCGGAAGUGCCACCCACAAUUGCUGCGUCUCCAACCAGCCCCGCAACCAGCAACCUUACCACACCUGUACCCCCAGCAAAAAGAGUCAUCCCAGAACCUGCGCCAACCAUACUCAUUCUCAUUGUAUACCGCACCCUGGGUGACCUAUUGCCAGCACGUUACCACACGGAGAAAAGGAGUCUCAGGCUCCCUAAGAAUCCGGUGAUGAAUACCCCCAUCGUGAGCGUGUCCGUUCUCAGGGACCAGUCCUUUAUCCGUGGGGAUCUGGAGCGGCCACUGAUAUUAGACUUUCAAUUGCUGGAAACGGUGAACAGAAGCAAACCCGUCUGUGUGCAAUGGAAUCACACGACCCAAUUGGAGCAGCCGGGGAGCUGGACGGCCAAGGACUGUGAGCUGAUCUUCAGGAACACCACACACGUGCGCUGCCAGUGCUCCCAGUUUGGCAGUUUUGGAGUCCUUAUGGAUGGUUCUCAUCGAGAGCGAAUGGAGGGAGAUCUGGAGACCCUGGCCGUUGUCUCUUACACCUGUGUGUCCAUCUCGCUGGUGGCUCUGCUGUCUACGUUUGCGAUCCUGACAUCUCUGAAGGGGAUAAAAUCCAACACCCGGGGGAUCCACUCUAAUGUCGCCGCUGCGCUUUUCUUCUCUGAGCUUGUGUUCCUAUUGGGGAUCAACAGCACGGAAAACGAGUUCCUCUGCACGGUGAUCGCCAUCCUACUUCAUUAUUUCUUCCUGUCGACGUUCGCCUGGUUGUUUGUGGACGGACUCCAUAUUUACCGCAUGCAGACGGAAGUCAGGAACGUGAACUACGGGGCCAUGAGGUUUUACCACGCCAUCGGUUGGGGCGUCCCAGCCAUAAUCACCGGUUUGGCCGUGGGACUUGACCCCGAAGGUUAUGGAAACCCGGACUUUUGCUGGAUCUCCAUCCAUGAUAAACUUGUGUGGAGCUUUGCUGGACCGGUCGCUAUUGUCAUUGUGGUUAAUGGGGUUAUGUUCCUCAUGGUGGCCAAACUUGUCUGUUCUCCAGGACAGAAGGAAGCAAAGAAAAAGUCUGUGCUCAUGACUGUCCGGAGCUCCUUCAUUCUCCUGCUGUUUAUCAGCACUGCCUGGCUGUUCGGUCUGCUGGCUGUAAAUAACAGCAUUCUGGCCUUUCACUACCUCUAUGUCCUCCUCUGCAGCCUGCAGGGUCUGGCGGUGCUGGUUCUUUUCUGUGUACUCAAUGAAGAGGUCCAAGAGGGCUGGAAAAUCGUAUGUCUUGGCAAGAAGAGCCAGGGAGAGGAGUCAUCCAGACAAGCUCCGAUGGGGGGUCCCAACGCUUACAAUAACACGGCCUUAUUUGAGGAGAGCGGUCUGAUCAGGAUCACGUUAGGAGCGUCCACGGUGUCCUCGGUCAGCAGCGUGCGCACCGCGCGUACUCACUCCAGCCACAGAGCCUAUCUGAGGGAAAACAUUGCAGCUCGCCAGGGAUCUGCCAAAGACCACAGCCUUCACUCCGGUCCCACUGACCUAGACAUGGCAAUGUUUCAUCGAGAUGCUGGAGGAGAACAAGAUUCUGACUCGGAUAGCGACCUGUCCUUGGAUGAAGAGCACAGUCUGUCUAUCCCGUCAUCAGAAAGUGAAGAAAAUGUCCGCCCUCGAGGAAGGUUCCAGCGUCAGUUUAAACGGACAGCUCACAGCGAGAGGCUGCUCACCGAUCCAUCAAAUCACAGUCCUAAAGAUAUGGAUGGCAAUGACUUGAUGUCCUAUUGGCCGGCCCUGGGGGACACAGAGGUGCAGACAAACUCAUUGCAGAAAUGGGGGUCUGAAAGGAAACUUGGUCUCGAUCUCAACAAAGACGCAGCUAACAAUAACCAGCCAGACCUGACCAGCGGGGAUGAAAAUUCCCUCACAUACUCCCAUAGGCAGAGGAAAGGAAUCUUGAAGAAUCGACUUCAAUAUCCGCAAGGUUUGCCAUCCAUGGGUAGGAUGACGAAUGAAUUACCAUGGUAUAAGACCUCUACGCUGGGUCACAGGGCUGUGCCGGCAGCCUCAUAUGGCAGAAUGUAUUCUGGAGCUGGCAGUCUGUCUCAGCCCAACAGCCGAUACUCCUCCCGAGAGCAGCUUGACAUGCUGAUGCGAAAGCAGAUGUCCAGGGAGCAACUGAGUAGGAAUAAUUCCCGGGAACUUCUAGAAGCUGUACCCAGUAGACAUGGAUCUCGAGAACAACUAGAUACCAUUCCUAGCCGGCAUGGUUCAAGAGAACAUCUGGAUAUCAUUUCCAGCCGACACGGGUCAAGAGAGCAUUUGGAAAGCAUAUCAAGCCGACACGGUUCUAGAGAACAUUUAGACCAGCCUGACAUGAGAAGUGAUAGGGGGGAUAGUCUGCCUCGAAGGCAUGCUUCUAGGGAACACCUGGAAGAUUUACAUAGCAGAUAUGGGUCAAGAGAGCAACUUGACCCUGGUCCAGCAAGAGAGCUGUCUCGAGAAUGGGUAAACACUUUGCCAGGUAGGCAAGUAUCUAGGGAGCGAAUGGACUCUUUAUUAACCAGACCUCCUUCUAGGGAGCAGCUAGACCCUCAGCCGAGAAGACAGCCGUCCAGAGAGCAACUGGCGUCAACUAGGCAACUGUCGAGGGAACAAUUGGACUUUUUAUCAAGAAGGUCUAAUUCCAGAGACCACCUGGACUCAGUGCCUAGCACACAUUCAUGUACAGAUAACAUAGAACCUCUUUCUAGAAGGCAACUAUCUAGAGAAAAUUUGGAGACUCUUUCAAAAAGGCUUCCAUCUAGGGACAACCUCGAACCUCUGUCUAGAAGACAACCUUCCAGGGAGAAUCUAGACACAGUUCCCAGUCGGCAUCCGUCCACCGAACAGCUAGAUAUUCUGUCAUCCAUCCUCGCUUCAUUUAACACGUCCGUCCUUUCAUCCAAUAAUUCCGCCCACCAAACCGUCAACCCUUCAGUGCAAAACUCCUCAACCCCAUCUAUGCUGUGUUCUUCUACACCCCAUUCUGGCACGUCACACAGCAUAUCCGAGAUGUCUGCAGAUUCUGAGUUAGUGAGAAAUGAUGGUCAUUCCUGAAAAAACCCCAUUGGGAGCAGAAGGAGAGGAAGAUACUAUGGGCAGCUGUGUGUGCAAGCUCCUGGUUACACAUUUGCUAGCAGAGGUCUGUAGUCCACUCGCCAGCUGGCCUGAGACGUGACUGAGCAGGAGGAGGUCGGGAAUCUCAGGUAACCAUUUACCAACCGCAAUGCCGAAGCCAGGCUGGAACAUCAAGCGCACGUACCACAACAGGAAGGAAGUGUGGCACGGAGCGCUGACGCAACCAAACGCUGUUUCUACGUAUCGUCCGAAACGCUUGCUGCAGGAGGCUCCUUUAAAUAGAUGGUCAUCAGGGGAAGAGAGGUUCUUGUGAACUGAACAGACAUUUUUUUUUUAUACAUUUUUGUACGUUUGUAACCAGAGCUUAAAAAAAAAAAAAAGGAAAACAAAAAGCAGAAAAUUUUUAUCCUUAUUUUUAGGAGUAAUUUGUCGAUGUCAUUCCAAUGCAGACGCUGUUCUUGUUGAGGGUUACAAGGGAACUUUCUAGAAAGUAGUGG